GUGGUACAAACUUCGCUCCAAACCAGGGAAAAAAGAAAAGGAGAGAGGGGAGAUUGAAGUGGAUAUCCAAUUUAUGAGGAGCAACAUGACAGCCAGCAUGUUUGAUCUGUCCAUGAAGGAGAAGUCCCGCUCUCCCUUUGGCAAGCUCAAAGACAAGCUCAAGGGGAAGAGGAGCAGUGGCCUUUCCGACACGGCGUCGGCGAUCAUCCCCAGCACGACCCACUCCCCUGCUGACAGCGAAGAUGAAUCAGUCGAGAAGGAGAAGAAGAUAUCAAAGUUCAAAACCCUGUUUUCCAAACCUGGCUUGCAGAAGACUUCCCUCUCCCAGUCCAUGUCAGUCCUACCCACGCAGCAGCCCGUCACCGGGAGGGUUCGGCUUCGUCCCAGUGACUCCCUGUCACAGUGGGACGACGAGGAGUCCGAGGUCUCUCCAACCUCAGAAAAAGCCUUUGGAAAUGCCUUGGAAGAGAAGUCAUCAUCUUCUCCUGUAUUUAAAUCUCGUAAAACAGCAACUUUGGACAGCAGGCAACUAAACCAAGUGACCACUGGCCACACCAAGAAAGAAGGGCUCUCUUUAUUCAGUGGCCUUAAAUCCAAAACUGAUCCUGUUUCCAAAUCCAGUCUGUGCAUCAAUGGCAGUCACGUUUAUAUGGAAGAGAGCACAACGAAGGACAACACUCCAGCCUCUUCCCCCUCUCCUCACAACUUCAGGAGGAAGCAGCUCUUUGCUUCAGAAGAGAACCUGUCUUCCAGAUCUACUAAAGGACCUGAAGAGACAGGAAGAACAUCUCCUAGUCCUGCUUUCUCUGGGUCUGCAUCCUUGGAGACCUUUAAAGCUAUGAGUUUGCCAUCAUACAGAUUGCUUAGUGGUGAAGAAUACCUGGAAACCAGCAUUCCUCCCAGUGUCGAGGUUAUUAAAGAGACCAAAAAACCAGACCACAAAAAGUCUACCUUGCUCUCUCUGGUCACAGGGAAGAAGGAAGCAGUGAAGACCAGUGAUGCUGAGAAUAUUCCUGACAGGACCCAGCAGGAUGAGGAAAACAAAGUUCCAGAAGAGAAGAGUGAACAAGAGGCCAAACGUCUUGAACUUCCAGCAGAUUUCAGCAGAGGGAAUCCUCCAGAAGACAGUCACCGCGCAGAGGAUGUCUUGGCAAAUAAGCAGCCACUCAACCCUUUUGAGGAAGAAUGGAAACCUGAAAAAGCUGCUGCUCCAGCAAAGACCAAAGCUAUCAAGCCCAGACUGGGCGUGUCUUCAGAGGAGGAAACCAAAGCCACGCUUCCUACUCUUGCACCUGAUUCCCUUCCUGCUUUUCUGUCUGUACACUGUACCAGUAGUGACAAUAAUCCUUUUGUUUCCAAAAUGGGACAAAAAGUCAAAGUGCCAGACUCUGAAAACAUUACUAGUUCUCCUGCAUCUGUUACUUCUCCUCCUCCUUUUGCUGCAGAGCUUUUGAGUGGCAAGAACCCCUUUACUUCUGAGUGGGGCAAAGCAUCUGCAGCCCUGGAUCCUGAAGGCACUGCCCAUUUCCCUCCAUCCCAUCAUCUUGCAGCCUCUGUUCCUAAAGUGCCUCUUCCUGGGCAGGUCUCUGGUAGUGGUAAUAAUCCUUUUGCUUCUGAAUGGGGGCAGAGCUCACGGGGCUGUGGUCCUGAAAGCUCUGACACACGGGCUUCCCGGGGUCUCUUUCACCCACCUGCACCUUCUGUCCCCUCUGACUGUCAUUUUAAUGACAAUAAUCCCUUUGUAUCCAAGCUUGGCUGGGAACCAGAUGCACCAGGUUUCAAAGCUGUUGCUAGUUCUUCCCCUUUUUGCCUUCCUUGUGAUGAAGAUUGCUCCUCAGCAGAACACCCUGCUGAGCUAAAACGCUCUGGUUCCAGUGCUUCAGGGAGCUCUUCAAAUGUGGCUUUAACUAGUAAUGUACCCAACCCUCUCAGCACCCUUUCUGACAACCCUGGUCUGGCUCCAAAGAAGCAGUGCAGUUCUGCUCAGCUUCAGGUUGAGAGUUUGUUGAAAAGAAAUAAGGAAGAGAGCAGUGCUGAACAGCCACCUUCUCCUGAGAGUGAGGUGAGUGAGGAGCAGGAGAUCUUUGGUGAAGAGAGACAAGAAGAAUGUGCAGCCACAGGAGAGCCCCGAGAAACUCUGCUUGAUAAAAAUGACUCGUUUUCUCAAGUAGGAUCUGCCAAACCAACCUUGGGCACUUGCUCCCUGUCCCCUCAGGAAGCUGCUGCGGGGAGGGCUGGCAGUGAGGUGUCAGUCACUCCAGAGCCAGCACCACGGCUGUCUUUAACGCUGCAGAAGUGCCCGCUGGUUUCUCAUGCUGAUGAGUUAAGUGGUGAUGUGCCUUCUUCAGGAAAUAGUGUAAAAUCUCUGUCUGGGCUCCCAUUACCUGAUGAUAAAACCUCAGAUGCUCUUGUGUGCGUCCCCCAAAGUGGCUCAUUAGAGACUAUCACUCCACCAGGGAUGUUGAGAGAUGACAGCAGUAACAGGCAUUUAAAAAAUGAAGGCAAUGAUGAUUUAUUUGACUGCCUUACAGAUCUAAAAUCUGCCAUUCCCGUUACCAGUGACCGUGGUUUGAAACUGGCCAGUCUUCCAGUUAUUCUGGAGGGAGGCUCAGAUGAUGAGCAGCUGGAUGACUGUCAGGAGAACUCUGGUGUCACUGGAGGUGAUAAAAACGUAUCAGAGACUGGAAAGCAGUUCUUAGAUUUCAUGCCUUUGCAUGAAGACCUGGAAGAGCACUCUGACAGCUCUGCUGCACUCCAGGUAGCACUGGCUGCUCUGGGAGGAGGAGGUGUUCCUGAUGCCUGUGAGCCAAGCAAGCCACCCGUGCUGCCUGCCAGAGUAGAUGUUCACAGUGUCAAUAACCAGGUAGCUGACUCAGCCUUAGGUAUGAUCUCUCAUUCCAGGGAGGAUAAGAGUCAUUUUGAGAAACAAGAACUGAAAAUAAGUGCAGGUGUUGAGGAGCGUGCUGAGUGUGACUUCUUUGAGCCUUCUGUUUCCUCUUCCUCCCUGUCCAGUCCUUCCCAGCCCUACUCUACCUCUCAUUCUCUCCCCUCUGACACCCCAAGUCGUAGAGCAGACUCUCCGAAAAAGCCAACAGCCGAGGGCUUCGCAGAUAAAGCAGGAAAUUCUGGCAAGAAGAAGCUUCUUCAGGCAUGGGUUUCACCCUCUGAAACAUACCCUAACCAAACUCAGCAGAGUGGUGAAACUGUGUCUCCUAAGCACAGACUCCAUCCCGUGAAGCCGAUGAAUGCCACAGCAAACAAGUCUCAAAGUAAAAACCUGAAUGUCAUCAGCACCAUGAGUGAAAAACUGCUCGAGAUGAACACGAAGAAAUAUGAUCCUUCAGAUCCUGCCUAUGCUUAUGCUCAGCUGACACACGAUGAGCUGAUCCAGCUGGUCUUGAAGCAGAAGGAUACAAUUACCAAGAAAGAUCUCCAGGUUCGUGAGCUUGAAGACUACAUCGAUAACUUGCUUGUCAGAGUCAUGGAAGAAACCCCAAACAUUCUUCGUGUUUCAACGACUGGAAACAAAAAAGCUGGGAAGAUGUAA
Antrostomus carolinensis (chuck-will's-widow) is the source of this 3547-nucleotide messenger RNA. RefSeq names its product rab11 family-interacting protein 1. Gene Ontology annotation, molecular function: small GTPase binding. Gene Ontology annotation, cellular component: intracellular membrane-bounded organelle. The record is from RefSeq and is a predicted model, not a curated record. The transcript is spliced from 6 exons. NCBI's taxonomy places the organism in Eukaryota, Metazoa, Chordata, Aves, Caprimulgiformes, Caprimulgidae. Gene Ontology annotation, biological process: regulated exocytosis. The annotation marks the transcript as partial.